CAUGGAGCCUCUGCAAGUCUGGGGGCCUGCCCCGUGGAGACCAGAGCCGAAAGCCGACGCCCUGGGUCUGGCGCUGUGCCUCCUCCUCCUGGGAUCCCCCCGCAGCGCCCUGGCCCUGCCCCCAUGCAAAGAGGAGGAGUACCCAGUGGGUACUGAGUGUUGCCCCAAGUGCAGCCCAGGUUACCAUGUGAAACACACCUGUGGGGAGCUGACGGGCACUGUGUGUGUGCCCUGCCCCCCGAGGACCUACACCGCCCACUACAACGGCCUGAGCGAGUGUCUGCCGUGCCGAGUCUGUGACCCAGCGAUGGGCCUGGUCACCAGGCGGAGGUGCUCCAGCACAGAGGACAGCAUGUGUGGUUGUAGCCAAGGCCACUUCUGCAUUACAGAGGAUGGAGACCACUGCACUGUGUGCUUGCCCCACACCAUCUGCCGCCCGGGCCAGAAGAUGCUGAAGAGAGGCACCGAGAGGCAGGACACGGUGUGUCAGGACUGCCCAGUGGGGACCUUCUCUCUCACCAGGGACCAAGAGGAAUGUCAGCCCUGGACCAGGUGCAGUGGCUGGCUAGUGACAGAAGCAGAACCUGGGACCAGCAGCUCAGACGCCACCUGCUCCUCCUCCUGGGUGCUGUAUCUUGUGGGUGUCCUUGUCAUUGCUGUUCUUCUUGUCACCUUUGGCCUGAUCUGGAAGUGGGUGAAAAGGAAAAGGCUGCCAGACAAUGUGGUCCGGGCGAUGGUCUCUUUCCAGGGCAAGAGACGGGAGACUACAGAAGCCGAGGCCACAGUCUCUCAGGCUCAGCAGUCCCCACCAGACGUCACCACAGUGGCUGUAGAGGAGACGGCACCCAUAUUCACUAUGAGGGACCAGAACCGCUGAUGAACAGGCUCUGGUACUAGACGUCUGAAACAUCUCAGGCUACACCAGCUGAACGUGCUGCCCACCUGCCGAGACCUCGGGAGCCAGGGGAGCUGUGCCACCUGCUCUGGGCUUGCUCCAGCCUCCUGUCUGCAGAGGGAAAGAUGGGGACACUGCCUAGAGGGGUGUGGACGUCCCGUGCCGUCUCCAUCAGUUAAAUAAGGGCCCAGAGCCCUCCCCUCGCCCCCAGGGCUGCCUUCCAAGGUGCCCGUACUGUGAAGACAACAGCAGCCACAUUUGCCUCCUCCCAGCCAGCCCAGGACGGCCCUGGCCUGGCCCAGUUCUCUGCCUCUCCUCAGUCCUGCUGGGCCUCAGCGGGCUUUUCUGCAGGACGGCCCGUGGGCGCUACCUCCCAGGGCUGGGACUGGACUCGGUGGGCCACGGAUGUGGCAUUAAAUGAGUGUUCUCAGUUUUUGUAUUUGUAAUAAACAAGUGUAUUGCAGCAAGA
Galeopterus variegatus (Sunda flying lemur) is the source of this 1364-nucleotide messenger RNA. RefSeq names its product tumor necrosis factor receptor superfamily, member 14 (gene TNFRSF14). Bases 2 to 877 code for a protein of 291 amino acids. Gene Ontology annotation, biological process: positive regulation of T cell migration; positive regulation of cytokine production involved in immune response; positive regulation of peptidyl-tyrosine phosphorylation. The record is from RefSeq and is a predicted model, not a curated record. Lineage: Eukaryota; Metazoa; Chordata; Mammalia; Dermoptera; Cynocephalidae. Gene Ontology annotation, cellular component: external side of plasma membrane. The transcript has 8 exons. Gene Ontology annotation, molecular function: protein binding.